Messenger RNA from Chenopodium quinoa (quinoa), 3134 nucleotides. Its product is annotated as pentatricopeptide repeat-containing protein At2g03380, mitochondrial-like. Gene Ontology annotation, molecular function: protein binding; RNA binding. The transcript is spliced from 2 exons. The record is from RefSeq and is a predicted model, not a curated record. Gene Ontology annotation, cellular component: intracellular membrane-bounded organelle. Gene Ontology annotation, biological process: RNA modification. Lineage: Eukaryota; Viridiplantae; Streptophyta; Magnoliopsida; Caryophyllales; Amaranthaceae. The coding region runs from base 1 to 2196 and encodes 731 amino acids.
AUGGAGAAGACACUUUUUGAAAAUCAUCUUCUUCAAAUCAUCAUGAAUCAAUUAUUUUCCCAUUUUCUGAAGCAAAUUCCUGCUUUCAUCACCAAAUACCCUCAUCAAUGGCGGGCAAUUUCUCUCUCUUCCUUCCCAUUUCUCAAUCCUCCUCCCAAGGAGUACCACACUUCCCAGCAAUCUAAAGCUUCGUUGCUCUCCAUUUCUUCAAACCCAGCUUACCUUCUUCUGGGUACCUGCAAAAAUCAUUCUUCUCUCCAAAAAGUUCAUGCUUUACUCAUUGUUCAUGGUGUAGUUGAUAAUCUUCUUUGCCUCACUAAAUUGGUGAGUUUGUAUGGUUCAUUUGGGUAUUUGAGGAUUGCCCGUAAGGUGUUUGAUAAAAUUCCUAACCCAGACCUUUAUUCUUUCAAAGUAAUGAUUAGAUGGUAUUUUUUGAAUGAAUUGCAUCUUGAAACAAUUGUGUGCUACAGGGGUUUGAGGAAAUGCCUCAGAGAGACCGAUGAUAUUGUUUUCUCUAUUGUGUUGAAGGCUUGUUGUGAGCUGAGGGAUGUCAAUGAGGGGAGGAAGGUGCAUUGCCAUAUUGUCAAGGCAGGGAGUCCUGAUAGUUUUGUGCUUACUAGUUUGGUGGAUGUGUAUGCUAAAUGUGGGGAGAUUGAUUCUGCUCGGGGAGUUUUCGAAGAGAUAGAGGAUAGAAAUGUCGUUUCGUGGACUUCGUUAAUCACGGGGUAUGUGCAGAAUGAUUGUUCUGAAGAGGGUUUGAUUUUGUUUAAUAGGAUGAGGGAAAGCCUUGUUGAUGCAAAUCAGUUUACAUUGGGGAGCUUACUGACAGGUUGUGGGAAGUUGGGAGCUUUGCAUCAAGGGAAGUGGCUUCAUGGGUAUUUGCUCAAAGCUGGGAUCAAUCUGAAUUCCUUUCUGGCUACCGCGCUUCUAGACAUGUAUGUCAAAAGUGGGAGCAUUAAAGAUGCUCGUUCUGUAUUUGACGAGUUCUGUUCUACCGAUGAUCUAAUCUCUUGGACCGCUAUGAUAGUUGGGCACACUCAAUGCGGCCAGCCUAAUGAGGCCCUGAAGUUAUUUGCAGACAAGAGGCGAGCUAGAAUUUUUCCUAAUUCCAUGACCAUAGCUAGUGUACUUUCAGCUUGUUCUCAACUCGGAGAUCUGAGUAUGGGCAGGUCGGUUCACUGCCUUGCAACUUUGCAAGGUUUAGAAGAUGUUGAUGUCAAACAUGCCCUCAUUGACAUGUAUGCAAAAUGCAACCUGAUGAGAGAUUCUCGGUAUAUCUUUGAUUCAAUACACAACAAGAGUGUGAUUGCUUGGAAUUCAAUGAUUUCAGGUUACGCCCAAAAUGGGUAUGCUCUUGAAGCCCUUAAACUCUUUCAUCAAAUGACUUUAGAAUCUAUGUCUCCAGAUACAGUGACUUUGGUCAGCGUAAUCUCUGCUUGUGCUUCUAUAAAUGCUGUUAAAGUUGGUUCUUCUUUACAUGCUUUAUUAAUCAGGGAAGGUUUGUCAUCUGUUAACACCUAUGUUGGCACGGCACUUCUAAAUUUUUAUGCCAAGUGUGGUGAUGUGAUAUGUGCACGGAAGGUUUUUGAUGAGAUGGGAGUAAAGAAUGAAGUAACUUGGAGUUCUAUGAUUAGGGGUUAUGGGAUGCAUGGUGAUGGCGAGGAGUCUGUUACACUGUUCAACAAUAUGUUAAAGGAAGAUGUGGAACUUAAUGAUGUCCAUGUUACUGUUCUUUUAUCAGCAUGUAGUCACUCAGGAAAUGUCGGUGAAGGAUGGAAAUAUUUCACUUCUAUCUGUAGGGAGCAUAACUUUGUGCCCUCCAUGAAACAUUAUGCAUGUAUGGUAGACAUAUUAGCUCGUGCAGGAAAAUUAGAGGAAGCUGCAGACAUCAUGGAGAAUAUGCCUAUUCGUCCAGAUAUCACUGUCCUAGGAGCAUUUGUUCAUGGAUGCAGCCUUCAUUCCCAGUUUGAACUGGGAGAGAUUGCAGCACGAAGAAUGUUAGACAUGCAUCCUAACGAAGCUUGUUACCAUGUGCUUUUGUAUAAGUUGUAUGCUUCAGAUGGAAGAUGGGACAAGGCAGAUGAGAUCAGAGAUUUAAUGAAGGAAAGAGGGUUGAGCAAGUCACCUGGUUGGAGCUCCUCAGAGAUGGAAAGUUUUAACCAGCUUCCUUCCUUGCAAUUAUCUUCUACUAGGUAAUCGCUCAAGACAGAAGAUAGUAAUAUCUUCCGUGUCACUGACUGAGUAAAAGAUCAAAAAAAAAAUCUGUGGUGCUUAUCUCUGGAGCUUCCUUGCCUAUAAUUAUCAACGAAAUCCAUGUUGUAGUGUUGUGUAUGCGAUGCAGCUGCAUGGAGUAAGAGUGUAGAAAAAAUGGUUUUGCAUUCUGGACCUGUGGGCUGUGGCAAAGCCAUCUAAAAAGACAACUUUCAAGAAUGACUGAGAUGGCUUGGUGGCUAUGAUGCACAAAUUUGUCAGCUGGAAACAAAAUGUUCUCUCUUCAAAGAUGAUAGUGGUUUUAUAAGCUGAUCUCUGUGAAAGAGCGAAUUUUUGGGGGUAUUGAGCUGGUGAAUACUGACUGUAAUACAGCUAAUUUUGUUCUACCUGCAGAUGUUUACGAAAUACUGUAUCUGACAUGAAAUAUAUAGAGUUCCUCCACAUUGUAAUUAUGUAAAUGUGUUAUAUGCAAAUGGGGUUUGCCCAACGCUUAUUAUACUUGAUCAUCUAGUAGCUAGUUCAUCAUAUAAGAGAAUUGCAAUUUUAGCUAGUGGAGUGAGGUUUCUGUGCAGUAUCCAGACCACUGAAUUACUAGAAUGAGAGAGGAAGUAAAAAUUAGUGACCAUUGUACUCAUCAUAUUGAAAACUCUCUUCCCAUUCUUACUUUAAUUAGACCGUAAAUACCAAUUCUUUCUUGAGCUUUUUUUUUCAUCUAAUUUUCACUAAACUGAAAUUUACUCCGCCUUUUAUUUUCACUCCCUCCGUCUGUGGAUGAAUGCAAGACACAACUCAAGAAAAAGAAGAAAGAUUUUUUUUUUUUUCUCUAAAAUUUAACUUGCAAAAGUAAAUUAUGACAAUCCAAAAAGGAAAAUGGACCUAGUAAAUGGGAUGAAAGCAUUAAAUAAAUUACUUUAUCCAUUAAA